AUGCCAAGAACUCAACGAAAUGAUAAUUUUAUUGAUAAAACUUUUACCGUUGUCGCGGAUAUUUUAUUAAAAGUAUUACCUACAUCUCAGCGUGAAAAACAAGCUUUUUCUUAUUACCGAAAUGGCAUGUCAGCUCAAGCAGAAGGCGAAUAUGCAGAAGCUUUACAAAAUUACUAUGAAGCUAUGCGAUUAGAAGUAGAUGCUUACGAUAGAAGUUAUAUACUUUAUAAUAUAGGUUUAAUACAUACUAGUAAUGGUGAGCAUGGUCGAGCAUUAGAGUAUUAUUAUCAAGCAUUAGAACGAAAUCCUUCUCUUUCUAGCGCUUUAAAUAAUAUUGCUGUGAUUUACCACUAUCGUGGUGAACAAGCAAUUGAAAAUGGUCAAUCUGAAAUUUCACAAAUACUCUUUGAAAAAGCAGCAGAUUAUUGGAAAGAAGCAAUUCGUUUAGCGCCAACAAAUUAUAUCGAAGCUUUAAAUUGGUUAAAAAUGACGGGACGUUUAACAGGUUUAGCAACUUAA
Molecule: messenger RNA, 519 nt
Organism: Volvox carteri f. nagariensis
Lineage: Eukaryota; Viridiplantae; Chlorophyta; Chlorophyceae; Chlamydomonadales; Volvocaceae
Exons: 1
Coding region: 1-519 (172 amino acids)
Molecular function (GO): protein binding
Source: RefSeq, a predicted model, not a curated record